UAUACGACUGAAGGGUAAUCUGGAACAGCUUAGGAUAACAAACGAUAAGAACACUACCAUGUAAUAUGGUCUUUGAUCUUGGAGUUAUCGCCACCUGAUUACAAAGUACAGUGCAUGUGCAUGCGUAGCAGAAGGUUUAUUAUUUAUACUGUUUCUCCCAACUGAAAUCAGCUCAAGAAAAAUGGGAAGUGGGGAUCAGAACAUGGCUCAUAUGAAACAUGUGAACAACCUAGUGAAGUUAAGGAGUCUCUUUAAAAAUCUGAAAUAUGUUCCUGAGCCUAUUCAGGGAUAUGUCGUCCCAUCUGAUGAUGCCCAUCAGAGUGAAUACCUUGCAGAAUGUGAUAAAAGAAGAGCAUUUAUAUCAGGGUUUACUGGAUCUGCUGGGACUGCUGUUAUUACAGAAACACAGGCUUGUUUGUGGACAGAUGGACGUUAUUUUCUCCAAGCGACAAAGCAAAUGGAUGAUAACUGGACACUUAUGAAGGAAGGAAUACCAACAACACCAACACAAGGGGCAUGGCUGUCAAAGGCACUGCCAGCAGGAUCUCGUGUGGGAGUUGAUCCCAAACUUAUAUCAUACAGUGCAUGGAAACCACUUCAGACGCAGCUAGAGGCAGCAGGUCACAGCCUUGUGCCUGUUGCCACCAAUUUGAUUGAUCUCAUCUGGGACGACCGACCAGCUCCACCUAAAGGCACUGUGGAACCUUUACCACUUGUGUACACAGGGAAGACAUCAAAAACAAAGGUGGAGGAAGUGCGAACAAUGCUAGCAGAGAAAGGUGCUACGUUAUUAGUUGUGACAGCCCUAGAUGAAGUAGCAUGGCUGUUAAAUCUUCGUGGCUCAGAUAUUGCAUAUAAUCCAGUGUUCUUCUCGUAUGCUCUUGUCACGAUGCACAGUGUGCACCUCUUCAUGGAUGAAUGUAAGCUGACACCAUCUGUGCGGCAACAUUUUAACCAGGAAGAUCUGUGCAUCACGAUCCACCCAUAUGAAAAAAUACAGGAUGUACUUACUGAGCAGAUUUCAGAGCAGGAGGGAAAGGUCUGGAUAAGUGCUGGUGCAAGUUAUGCUCUCACAUCUCUUAUUCCUGAUAAGAAACGUGUAUCAGAAGCAACACCUAUUGCACUCAUGAAAGCUAUCAAGAAUAAUGUUGAAAUCCAAGGUAUGAUUAAUGCUCACAUAAGGGAUGCUGCAGCACUUUGUUGCUAUUUUGCAUGGCUGGAGAAAGAGGUAGUGAAGGGCACAGUAUCUGAAGUGUCUGGAGCUAGCAGACUUGAAGAAUUUAGAAGGGAACAAGAGAAUUUUGUUGGCCCAAGUUUUGAAACAAUUUCAUCGUCUGGUCCAAAUGGAGCCAUUAUUCACUACACACCUUCACCAGAAAGCGACAGACUCUUAACUGUUGAUGAACUGUACCUGUGUGAUUCUGGUGGACAGUACAAGGACGGUACUACUGAUGUUACUAGAACAAUUCAUUUUGGAACCCCUACUCAGUUUGAAAAGGAAUGUUUUACUCGUGUUUUCAAGGGACAGUUUUUCAUGGGGACAAGUGUGUUCCCAACUAAAAUAAAGGGAAACUGCUUGGAUACAUUAGCGAGAAAAUAUCUGUGGGAUGUUGGAUUAGACUAUUUGCAUGGAACAGGUCACGGUAUUGGGUCAUUUCUCAAUGUUCAUGAGGGACCUAUGGGCAUCUCUUGGCGAAUUUAUCCUGAAGAUCCAGGCUUGCAAGAGGGAAUGUUUCUAUCGAAUGAACCAGGUUUCUAUGAAGAUGGAAAAUUUGGAAUUCGCUUGGAGAAUAUUUGCAGAAUAGUUCCAGCAAAUGUGCCAUAUAAAUUUAAAGAUCACAAAUUCCUCACAUUUGAAACAGUAACUUUAGUCCCAAUACAGACGAAAAUGCUAGUACGUGAAAUGCUGACUGAUAAAGAGGUGGCCUACCUAAAUGACUACCAUAAGCAGUGUCGUGAAAAGGUUGGUCCCCUGUUGAAGAAGAUGGGUCACCACGAAGCAUGGGAAUGGCUUUGUCGUGAAACAGAACCAAUUGUUUGAUUGCUACAAAUUUUGUCUUCCAUUUCAAUUAAUUUUGUCUUGAGCCAAAGGGUUACAGUUCAGAUAUGGUGGCAUAUCUCAUUUGGUUGUAUUGCUGUCUAGAAGUAUUACGCAUUUAUAAAUGUUAAAAUGUGUGAUCAUUUCUCUUGCAUUUAUAUUAACGAAAAGUAUGUUUGGUAUAAUUUUACUGGCAAAGGCAAUUUCAAACUGUGUUUUAUUCAUACAUUAUUUAACUAUGGAAAUCCCAAAGAACUUAAAAUGUAAUAUAUGCCAUUCAUAUUCUUUUUACAGCUCGUAUUUGGGUAUAUUCUUGUAAUUUUUAAUAAGAGUGUUCUUUUUAAAAAUGAUACAUAUCAUAUUUUCAGCAAAAAUAAAUGAUUUGACUGUGCCAUAUAUUGAGUAAAGUUAUAUGAUGAAUGGAUAUUGAGUCUUUAACUGUGAUUAUGAUGGGUGCAGAAACAAAAUUAAUGUGCAUUUUGAAACGGUAACAGACUGAUUACUGGUACAUAGUUUGCAAUUUUGUACUUAACAAUUAACACACAAAAACAAUUGUACAUAUCAGUAAAAUUUUAGAAGUUGUUUUACAUGUAGAGUCUGUACCAUAUUAUAUUCUUUCAUAAUAAAUAUUUCAGUUUACAAAAUAUA
Schistocerca cancellata (South American locust) is the source of this 2686-nucleotide messenger RNA. It is a transcript of the gene ApepP, whose product is annotated as xaa-Pro aminopeptidase 1. NCBI's taxonomy places the organism in Eukaryota, Metazoa, Arthropoda, Insecta, Orthoptera, Acrididae. The coding region runs from base 182 to 2041 and encodes 619 amino acids. The transcript is spliced from 13 exons. Gene Ontology annotation, molecular function: metalloaminopeptidase activity. The record is from RefSeq and is a predicted model, not a curated record.